Messenger RNA from Miniopterus natalensis, 2327 nucleotides. The record is from RefSeq and is a predicted model, not a curated record. Lineage: Eukaryota; Metazoa; Chordata; Mammalia; Chiroptera; Miniopteridae.
UGCGCGGGCGCAAGCAAGUAGGGGCUCCCGGUGGGCGGUGGCAGCGUCGGUGCCCCGCGCAGCCUGGAGGCCGCCGAGGCUCGCCAUGCCGGGAGGACUCUAGCUCUCCCAUGGAGUCGGCCGACUUCUACGAGGCGGAGCCGCGGACCCCGAUGAGCAGCCACCUUCAGAGCCCACAGCACGCGCCCAGCAGCGCCGCCUACGGCUUUCUCCGGGGCGCGGGCCCCGCGCAGCCCCCCGCCCCACCUGCCGCCCCGGAGCCGCUGGGCGGCAUCUGCGAACACGAGACGUCCAUCGACAUCAGCGCCUACAUCGACCCGGCCGCCUUCAACGACGAGUUCCUAGCCGACCUGUUCCAGCACAGCCGGCAGCAGGAGAAGGCCAAGGCGGCCGCGGCCCCGGUGGGAGGCGGCGGCGGCGACUUUGACUACCCGGGAGCCCCCGUGGGCCCCGAAGGCGCUGUUAUGCCUGGGGGCGCGCACGGCCCCCCGCCCAGCUACGGCUGCUCGGCGGCCGGCUACCUGGACAGCAGGCUGGAGCCCCUGUACGAGCGCGUCGGGGCGUCAGCGCUGCGGCCGCUGGUGAUCAAGCAGGAGCCGCGCGAGGAGGGCGAGGCGAAGCAGCUGGCGCUGGCCGCCAAGAAGUCGGUGGACAAGAACAGCAAUGAGUACCGGGUGCGGCGCGAGCGCAACAACAUCGCGGUGCGCAAGAGCCGGGACAAGGCCAAGCAGCGCAACGUGGAGACGCAGCAGAAGGUGCUGGAGCUGACCAGUGACAAUGACCGCCUGCGCAAGCGGGUGGAACAGCUGAGCCGCGAACUCGACACUCUGCGGGGCAUCUUCCGCCAGCUGCCCGAGAGCUCCCUGGUCAAGGCCAUGGGCAACUGCGCGUGAGGCGCGCCGCGGCCGGACCGCCUUGGGCCGGCCCCUGGCUGGGACCCAGGGAGUGCUUUCGGGUCUCCGGAUCUCAAGACUGCCCGGGCCGCGCAUGCCAGGACUAGGAGAUUCCGAUGCCGCCUGAAAGCCUGGACUGUCGCGCGUGCCCCUUGCCUUCUCCUGCGCGGGACACGGUGCGUCUGAGAUAAAGGGUCAGGCAGUAGUUUCUCCUUGUAAGAGAGGAGAAGCGCCGCGGGGCCAAGCCGGGAGCCUGGCAACUCUAGUAUUAAGGAAUAACCUUGUGCCUUGGAAAUGCAAACUCACCGCUCUGAUUCCUACCAAGUAGGGGGAGCAAAUAUGUGCCUUGUCAUUUUAUUUGGAGGGCUUCUGCCUUGGUCCCAAGGCUGCAAGGCUGCAGCAGGCCCCUAUGAGAGAAGGAAGGGUGCAGGCUUCCGGCUGGAAGAAGGUUCAGGGAGCAGAGAUCCUCCAAAGCAGCCCCAGCCGCUCCUCAGCUCCUUGUCCUUGGAGGGGAGGAAACAGGGGUCUGAGGCUUUGAACCUAAGGUUGCACCCCUAGUUCUACAUGAAGGUGGAGGGUCCCCAGUUCCUUGUCUCUAAGAUCCCAGCCUACAACAGACUGGGCUUCCAGGGCAGAACUCCCUGAGAUCGAAGUCACCAUGUGACCAGUGGGAGACCUCGCCCCGGGUCAAACCAGAAAGCUAAGUGUGGAUUAGCUAUAAGGACAUAUGUUCAUGGGAGUGGGGGCCUGGUGGAAGAGGGGAACCUAGAGGUCCGGUCUGGGGGUUGGGGGAGGGGUGAAGGGACACUGGGACCAUUAGCCAUGUCUGUACUGUAUGUCGCCAGCAUUGCCAUACAAACAUGAAGCUCAGUCAGUCCAUCCCGGAGGGACCCAAGUUAUGAGAAGCUCUCCAAAUAUUUUGCUUUAUCAGCCGAUAUCAACAUUUGUAUCUGGCUCUGUGUCCCAGUGGAGCCUUGUGCAAUGUGAAUGAGCAUGUCUAUGCUAAACCACCAUUUUCUUUGGUUUUUGUUUUGUUUUGGUUUUGCUCAGAUACUUGCCAAAAUGAGACUCUUCGUCAGCAGCUGCAGGGAGGGUCUUUUCCUUUUGGUUUGGGGAUUGCUUUUGCUCCCAGGGGAACCAAAGAGGCAAGAUGGGCUUCCCCUUUCCCCUCAGCAUUCCCUGGGGUGGCUGUGGGCCUUGGUCCCCUCCGGCCCCAAGCUGCCCACAGGCUUGUCUCCCACAGAGGCCUGGCUCCCGGACUGGAAGGGAGGCGGCCUCCAGCCAGCACACACAUCGCUGGGCUUGGGAGCAGGAAAGGAUGGCUUGGUUCUCCUUUUGGGGAGAACGUAGAGUUUCAUGCUAGAUGUUUUAUGUAUUAUGUCUAUAAUAUAAGCAUAUCAAAGUAAAUGUUGGUGUGUUUUUAAAACCAGAAAA